Molecule: messenger RNA, 2036 nt
Organism: Bubalus bubalis (water buffalo)
Lineage: Eukaryota; Metazoa; Chordata; Mammalia; Artiodactyla; Bovidae
Gene: MPP1
Product: MAGUK p55 scaffold protein 1
Exons: 12
Coding region: 157-1557 (466 amino acids)
Cellular component (GO): cell-cell junction; plasma membrane
Molecular function (GO): signaling receptor binding
Source: RefSeq, a predicted model, not a curated record
GCCUCCUGCGGGGUGGUGACGGCCCAGGCGCGCCGAGUCCCAGCAGCCUUCGCCGCCUCCGCGCGCCGCAGGCUCUGGGGCCCUCGCGCUCCAGCUUGUGCCCGGUCCCGUGGCCCUGCGACCCCCGCGUCCCCGGCGGCCCGGCUCUCCCGCAAGAUGACGCUGAAGGCGAGCGAGGGCGAGGGCGGGGGCGGCAUGCGCACGGCGCUCUCCGAUCUCUACCUGGAGCACUUGCUGCAGAAGCACAACCGGCCCGAGCCUGUGUCACCCCAGCUGAGUGCUGUGAUGGAGGACAUGUACACCAAUGGGCCCGCUGCCCUGGGGAGCCCAGCCCAGACUCAGGGCCAGGAGGCCCGGAAAGUGCGGCUCAUCCAGUUCGAGAAGGUCACCGAGGAGCCCAUGGGAAUCACACUGAAGCUGAAUGAGAAGCAGUCAUGUACGGUGGCCAGAAUUCUCCAUGGGGGCAUGGUCCACAGACAAGGCUCACUUCACGUUGGGGACGAGAUCCUAGAAAUCAAUGGCACAAACGUGACUAAUCACUCGGUAGAUCAGCUGCAGAAGGCGAUGAAAGAAACCAAAGGAAUGAUCUCAUUGAAAGUAAUUCCCAACCAGCAAAAUCGGCUUCCAGCACUGCAAAUGUUCAUGCGCGCACAGUUUGACUAUGAUCCCAGAAAGGACAACCUAAUCCCUUGCAAGGAGGCGGGACUGAAGUUCAUCACGGGGGACGUCAUCCAGAUCAUCAACAAGGAUGACAGCAACUGGUGGCAGGGCCGGGUAGAAGGCUCAUCCCAGGAGUCAGCGGGCCUGAUCCCCUCCCCUGAGCUGCAGGAAUGGCGAGUGGCGAGUGGGGCCCAUUCUGCUCCAAGUGAGGCCCCUAGCUGCAGCCCCUUUGGGAAAAAGAAGAAGUACAAAGACAAGUACCUGGCGAAGCACAGCGCAAUUUUUGACCAGUUGGAUGUUGUUUCCUACGAGGAAGUGGUUCGGCUGCCUGCGUUCAAGAGGAAGACCCUGGUUCUCAUCGGAGCCAGCGGGGUGGGCCGCAGCCACAUCAAGAGUGCCCUGCUCAGCCAGAACCCGGACAAGUUUGCAUACCCUGCCCCGUAUACGACACGGCCGGCCAGGAAGAGCGAAGAAGAUGGCAAGGAAUAUCACUUCAUCUCCACGGAGGAGAUGACACGGAGCAUCUCCGCCAACGAGUUCUUGGAGUUUGGCAGCUACCAGGGCAACAUGUUUGGCACCAAGUUCGAGACUGUGCACCAGAUUCACAAGCAGGACAAGGUUGCCAUCCUGGACAUCGAGCCUCAGACCCUGAAGAUCGUUCGGACGGCAGAACUUUCACCUUUCAUUGUGUUCAUUGCACCCACUGACCAAGGCACUCAGACGGACGCCCUGCAGCAGCUGCAGAAGGACUCGGAGGCCAUCCGCAGCCAGUAUGCACACUACUUUGACCUCUCGCUGGUCAAUAACAGCGUUGAGGAAACCCUGAAGACAUUGCAAGAAGCAUUUGACCAGGCGUGCCGUUCCCCCCAGUGGGUGCCUGUUUCCUGGGUUUACUAAGCUUUGCAGCAUAGUGGGGAGUGACCGGGGGCCCCUGUUCAGCCUUUGGAAGGCCACCCCGCCUUGCUCUUUUAAGACCACAGGCUCGCUAGCUUUGUGUCAGCUUCUAGCUCUCUGCAACUCUCCUCCUCAUGAGGCCGGUGGGUGUCUUGUCUUGUUCACAUUUCUGAAGGGCUGGGCUGAUUUCCCGACAGAGCAGGAUUUCCAAAGUAUCCCUGCACACUGGGGGCCAGAAGCACUCAGCCAAGGCAGCUGCUAAUCACAGCUGGUGCCCAUAGGGAGGAAAAGCAAUGGACCCCCUGACCCUCUGAAGCCUGCACCCCUUUUACCUUUGGUCACACCGGGCAUUUCAUGUGUCUUUGAAGAAAGCAUUUGUCACUGCAACUUUCUACUCUGCCAAAUCAAACAGCUGUGCAAUAGGAUGGGUCUGCUCUAGGGAAACCCUCAAAAGCAAUAAAGGUAUUGCUGUUAAAAUGCCA